Malassezia vespertilionis is the source of this 951-nucleotide messenger RNA. RefSeq lists its product as uncharacterized. Bases 1 to 951 code for a protein of 316 amino acids. Gene Ontology annotation, biological process: transmembrane transport. The transcript is spliced from 4 exons. The record is from RefSeq and is a predicted model, not a curated record. Lineage: Eukaryota; Fungi; Basidiomycota; Malasseziomycetes; Malasseziales; Malasseziaceae.
AUGUCGCAGCAAGCACCUUUGACACCUUUUGAAAAUGCGCUCGCUGGUGCACUAGGGGGUGUUUUUUCCAACGCGGUUAUAUAUCCCCUUGAUACCGUCAAGACCCAUAUCCAGGCGGACAAGAACUCGAAGAAAGAGGGAGAGAAAGUGGCAACUGGGGAUGAAAAGCGCAAGGGUGUAAAAAAGCAGCUCGGGAUUGUUGAGACGUUAAUUUCCAUUAUCCGAAGCAAGCAAGGUCCUACCGCGCUAUACCGCGGCUUUGGUGCCAGCAUGGCCAACACCUUUAUCCAACAGUUUGCCUACUUUUACUGGUAUACAUUGGUGCGCUCUUUAUACAUCCGCCGUAUUUUGGGUGUGAAGGAGGGCGCUGCGGCGCUGAGCACAGUGAUGGAGCUUACCCUGGGCGCCAUUGCGGCUGCAUUUUCGCAGCUGUUUACUACACCCGUUGGUGUGAUUGCGACGCGACAACAGAUUGGCUCUGAUGGUUCUGGGGAUAAUACCUUCGUGGGUCAUAUCAAGGAAAUUUAUGAGCACGACGGUGUCACCGGAUUUUGGCGUGGGCUGCGUCCCAGCUUGGUGCUUUGUAUCAACCCUGCGAUCACGUACGGUGUUUUUGAGCGAGCCAAAACCGUGAUUCUUGCCGCGUCUGGCGACCAGAUGACUCCUGGCAAAUCAUUCGUCAUUGGCGCCCUCUCCAAGACGCUGGCUACUAUCGUCACCUUUCCUUACAUUUUGAGCAAGGUUCGUCUCCAGACAAAGAAUACGCCGUACUUGAAUGCUUUUGAGGUUCUUGGGCAUAUUUUCAAGGAAAAGGGUAUUUCUGGUUGGUACCAGGGGAUGCAUGCUCAAAUCACCAAGGCUGUGCUGUCGCAAGCGCUCCUGUUCUACUUCCGCGAUUACUUUGAAAUCUGGACCCGCCAGCUUCUUGCCUUUUAUGGCAAGAAGCCAUGA